UAAACCCUAAUUUUGAUUUGUUACUGUUCUCUUAUAAAAAAGGGAUUUGAAAAUGGAAUCCAAAGUCUGACAUUUAUUUCUAUAGAGAAGAUGAGUUGUUCUUAUCUCUUCUCCGGCAAUACUUUCUCCUCCGUUGAGUGGCGGAGAGAUGCUUCUCUCCGGCGGCGAGCCUAUCUCCCGUAUCCGGCGGCGAUUCUCCGGCAGCAGCCUUACUCGCUCUCUCGAUCCGCCGGAAUAUUCGCCGCAGCAAACGAAAGUGUUGAUAAACCAUCGGUUGAGAUGAGGAACUGCUUUCCUCCUCUUUUCACCGGAGACAACGGUAACAAUGGCAGCGGACGCAACGGUGGCGGCGAAGGUGGUGGUUGGUGGUGGCGUAACAGCGACGGCGAGAAUUCCGAUGAUUCUUCGUUGCGAUUCUUCUUCUUUGUUUCCUUGGUUUUGUCUUGCCUCUUCUUCAAUUUCCAGUUAUCAGCGACCACCGCCAUAGCCAGAGCUCCGGUGACGGAUAACGACGGAGCGACCGAGAAAGAGACGGUUUGGGAAGUGAAAGGAAGCAAAUGGAAGCAACUCGCUCCGGAUUUCGUCAGAGAUGAGUUCGUCUCUGCAUCAUCAUCCUUCGAAUUAUCAUCUUCUCUGUCUCCCCAAAAUCUCCUGACGCUAUGCAAAAAUCUUCUGAUUCAGUUCCUUCUUCCCGAAGGUUUCCCAAACAGCGUCACCUCCGAUUACUUGGACUAUUCUCUCUGGCGAGGCGUUCAGGGCAUUGCGAGCCAAAUCAGCGGCAUUCUCGCCACUCAGUCUUUGCUUUAUGCAGUUGGAUUGGGGAAAGGAACGAUUCCCACGGCUGCAGCCAUCAAUUGGGUGCUUAAAGAUGGAAUUGGGUAUCUCAGUAAGAUAAUGUUGUCCAAAUACGGCCGCCAUUUCGAUGUUCAUCCCAAGGGAUGGCGGUUAUUUGCCGAUCUUCUCGAAAAUGCUGCUUUCGGGUUGGAGAUGCUGACUCCGGUCUUUCCUCAGUUGUUCGUCGUGAUCGGUGCUGCUGCUGGUGCAGGCCGGUCUGCUGCUGCAUUGAUUCAGGCUGCUACAAGGAGUUGCUUUUAUGCUGGUUUUGCUUCUCAAAGAAACUUUGCCGAGGUGAUUGCUAAGGGAGAAGCUCAAGGAAUGGUGAGCAAGUCGAUUGGCAUGCUGUUCGGUAUAGCGCUUGCCAAUUACGUUGGGACCUCCGCAAGUCUCGCGCUCGUUUCAUUCAGUGUCGUGACAUGGAUUCAUAUGUAUACCAAUCUUAAAUCCUACCAAUGCAUCCAGCUCAGGACUCUAAACCCAUAUCGUGCAAGUUUGGUUUUCAGCGAGUAUCUCAUCAGCGGCCAAGCCCCUCUGAUCAAAGAUGUCAAUAACGAGGAACCCCUCUUCCCGGCUGACAGGUUCCUUAACAUAAAAUCUCCAGACAAGAUUCAAGAGCCAUUGUUAUCAUCAGAUGCAAAAGCUGCGGCCGCAGAUAUUGAACAACGGCUUUUGUUGGGAUCAAAGCUCAGUGAUGUAAUCCACAACAAGGAAGAAGCUAUCGCACUAUUUGAGCUGUAUCAUGACGAAGGCUACAUUCUAACAGAACACAAAGGGAGAUUCUGUGUGAUGCUAAAGGAGAGCUCGACGCCAAAAGACAUGUUGAAGUCGUUGUUUCAAGUGAACUAUCUCUACUGGUUGGAGAAGCAAGCGGGAAUGGAAGCUACAGGUACGGAUGCAGAGUGCAGACCAGGUGGCCGGCUUCACUCGUCUUUAGAUUAUGUAAGAAGAGAGUUCGAACAUGUCAGAACCGACAGCGAAUCUGUUGGUUGGGUCACUGACGGCCUCAUUGCUCGACCUCUUCCCAACAGAAUCCGACCAGGUCACUUUUCUCCUUCAUCAAAUUCAUAAAUAUAUAAAAAAUGCUUGAAGUUUCUUGGGGUUUUACUUAUCUGUGAAAUUUCCCAAAAAAAAAAAAGUUUCUUUUCUGCCUUGUAUUUUUAGAUUCUAUAUGUAGUUAAUUUUCCUUUUUUUUUAAUUAUGUUGUUUCUAGACAUUAGUUUCCAAUCUCCACAAUGCAUGUCUUACGAAUUUA
Tarenaya hassleriana is the source of this 2089-nucleotide messenger RNA. RefSeq names its product protein root UVB sensitive 1, chloroplastic. Gene Ontology annotation, cellular component: chloroplast envelope. The record is from RefSeq and is a predicted model, not a curated record. Bases 91 to 1905 code for a protein of 604 amino acids. Lineage: Eukaryota; Viridiplantae; Streptophyta; Magnoliopsida; Brassicales; Cleomaceae. The transcript has 8 exons. Gene Ontology annotation, biological process: response to UV-B; developmental process.